UCGGAGCCGCCUCAGUGCUCGGAGCUCGCUGGCGCUGCGCUGCUGUAGCCGUCGCCGCUGCAUCCCGCCAGCCCGCCCUCGGCGCGUUCCCGCCUCGCUCCGAUCCCUGCCGCGGGCCCGGGGCGCGCUCGGUCGCUCCGGGCAGUGUUCCGGUUGCAGCCCCGCUGCGAUGGCCACCAAGAUCGACAAGGAGGCUUGCCGGGCGGCGUAUAAUCUGGUGCGCGACGACAACUCGGCAGUCAUCUGGGUGACUUUUAAAUAUGAAGGCUCAACCAUCGUCCCCGGGGAGCAGGGAGCCGAGUACCAGCACUUCAUCCAACAGUGCACAGAUGACGUCCGGCUGUUCGCCUUUGUGCGCUUCACCACCGGGGACGCCCUGAGCAAGAGGUCCAAGUUCGCCCUCAUCACGUGGAUCGGCGAGAACGUCAGCGGGCUGCAGCGCGCCAAGACGGGCACAGACAAGACGCUGGUGAAGGAGGUGGUCCAGAAUUUUGCAAAAGAGUUUGUGAUCAGCGAUCGGAAGGAGCUGGAGGAAGAUUUCAUCAAGGGCGAGCUGAAGAAGGGUGGUGUCACCUUCCUGCCACCGUGA
Messenger RNA from Ictidomys tridecemlineatus (thirteen-lined ground squirrel), 589 nucleotides. It is a transcript of the gene Cotl1, whose product is annotated as coactosin like F-actin binding protein 1. Gene Ontology annotation, cellular component: actin filament; cortical actin cytoskeleton; site of polarized growth. Gene Ontology annotation, biological process: regulation of actin filament polymerization. NCBI's taxonomy places the organism in Eukaryota, Metazoa, Chordata, Mammalia, Rodentia, Sciuridae. The record is from RefSeq and is a predicted model, not a curated record. Gene Ontology annotation, molecular function: actin filament binding.